GUGAACGGGAACGGAAGUGACGUUCAGGAAAGUGUACAUGUUUGUGUGUCAUGUGAUAAACACAGCAAACGAGAGACGGAACCCAUCAAAACGGUGUAGAUAAAGGGAGCAGCGCACAGGGCUACUCGUAGCCAACAGUAACUUAAUACAACAUGGCAGAUGAUUUGAAGAGAUACUUAUACAAACAGUUACCAACGGUGGAAGGACUACAUGCAAUAGUAGUAACAGACAGAGAUGGAGUUCCUGUAAUCAAAGUUGCCAAUGACAAUGCUCCAGAGUACGCUCUGCGGCCAGGCUUUCUCUCCACCUUUGCACUGGCCACAGAUCAGGGCAGCAAGCUGGGGCUGUCCAAAAACAAGAGCAUCAUCUGCUACUACAACACAUAUCAGAUUGUGCAAUUUAACCGAUUACCCCUAGUGAUCAGCUUCAUUGCAAGCAGUAGUGCCAACACAGGUUUGAUCAUCAGUUUGGAGAAGGAGCUUGUUCCGCUGAUUGAGGAACUGAGGCAGGUGGUAGAGGUCGCUUAGGAGUCACGUAAAUUUACAACUACUGCACAUCAUACACCUGCAUCAGGUCAUGGGAGCCACACACAUGCACCUUGGACAUCGCUACAAUUCCCUCUUGUGUUGACACACACACACACACACACACACUGGUAUGAUGUUGGCUGUGAAAUGGAAUUUUAUGUCAGUUGCUCUUGAUGCUGUAUGUUUCUAUUAUGAAUGUAACCCCCUCUGUUUGUGUUCUUUUCUUCUAAUAAAUAAAUUUGUCUAAGACUUUGAUGUACAAAAA
This is a messenger RNA of Colossoma macropomum (tambaqui), 792 nucleotides long. It is a transcript of the gene lamtor3, whose product is annotated as late endosomal/lysosomal adaptor, MAPK and MTOR activator 3. The coding region runs from base 153 to 527 and encodes 124 amino acids. Gene Ontology annotation, biological process: positive regulation of TOR signaling; cellular response to amino acid stimulus. The transcript is spliced from 7 exons. Lineage: Eukaryota; Metazoa; Chordata; Actinopteri; Characiformes; Serrasalmidae. The record is from RefSeq and is a predicted model, not a curated record. Gene Ontology annotation, cellular component: Ragulator complex.